AUGAUUUUAAACAGCUCAUUUACCGUAGCCUCAGUUCUGCGAUACCGUAGCCUCAGUUCUGCAAAUGAUAUAGUGGCCAAAACAACAAAAGGUCACGAAUCUGAAAAUCUUUUACUACAACAAAUAAGUGAGAAACAGGGUAAUAUCCCAGUUGAAUCGUGUGUCAACUGUGCCCAAACCAACGAAUCUUCGUACCCGGUGACAAAAAACAACAGUGUGACUAAACAAGAGGCCAAACUAACACAUCUACAUCAAGUCGGCCUUAAACAAUUAUCAAAUAACUCCAAAAACGUCAACGAAGUCAUCAACAACAAUAGUUUAAGCGGUAAAUUAAACCCCGAUUCAAAUAAUAAACAGAAUUAUGGUCAUCCUUCCACUAGUCAGAAAAUUACUUACAAAUCAGUCAACGGCGAAAACAGAGUCACCACCCCGCGACCACCACCACCGUAGUGGCUGAAAUGCUUGCCUUUGUUUGGUACACCGUACAACAAACCAAGUAACAAUCCGACCAACAACAGCGUGACCAAACAUGAGGCCAAACUAACACACCUACAUCAAGAUGGCCUUAAACAAUUAUCAAGCAACUCCAAAAACGUCAACGACGUCAUCAACAACAAAGUUCAGAGCGGCAAAUCAAACCCCGAUAUCGUAAAUAAUAGACAGUAUUCUGGUCAUCCUUCCACUAGUCAGAAAAUUACUCACAGAUCCGUCAACGGAGAAAACAGAGUUCCCACCCCGCGACCGGCAUCACCGGAGUGGCUGAAAUGCUUGCCUUUGUUUGACACACCGUACAACGAAUCAAGUAACAAUCCGGUUUUUCGCGGAAUCUUUGGAAGGCGGAAGACUCGUUGGAGAUUUCGCCGGGAGAAAUAUUCGGACAUAGUGAACUAA
Messenger RNA from Paramuricea clavata, 891 nucleotides. NCBI's taxonomy places the organism in Eukaryota, Metazoa, Cnidaria, Anthozoa, Malacalcyonacea, Plexauridae. The record is from the annotation of a GenBank genome assembly.